Molecule: messenger RNA, 1047 nt
Organism: Chenopodium quinoa (quinoa)
Lineage: Eukaryota; Viridiplantae; Streptophyta; Magnoliopsida; Caryophyllales; Amaranthaceae
Exons: 3
Coding region: 387-950 (187 amino acids)
Biological process (GO): translation
Cellular component (GO): ribosome
Molecular function (GO): 5S rRNA binding; structural constituent of ribosome
Source: RefSeq, a predicted model, not a curated record
AUUGCCUUUUUUUUUUUUUUUUUUUUUUUUAAACAACUUUAAAAAAUAAUGUGCAGAUAUCUAUACCUUAAAAUAUUUAUCUACUUCAAAAAAAAAUGAUGGGGCAUUCCGAGAAUUGAAUUCGGAACCUCUCGCACCCUAAGCGAGAAUCAUACCACUAGACCAAAUGCCCAAUUGUUGCUUAUUUUUCAGAAAAUUAGUUAGUUAUAUAAACUAAAGUUUAUCAUUAAUUCGUGUAACACAAAGUUCAAAAAUCCUAUUUUCAUACUCUUCGCUACCAAAUUAAAAGUUCCUCAACAUUUCUCAAUUUAUGGGCUUUCGUUUGAACUUUGAAGUUGAACUGAUUUCGAGCUGUUGCAAGAGUUAGAUUGUUGAUUGGUUCUGCGAUGUUGAAGACUGUAUUUGGCGAACUGUUUAGUAAAGGAGUGCACAACAAUGGAGGAAAUAAAGCUAUGCAUUGUUUGUAUAUGAUGACGAAUAACAUUCACACUGGACAGUCCCACUGUUCUCCAAGGAGCUUCUUUGGGGUGGAAGAUUACCUGGAUGAUAAUAAUAGUCGGCCAUAUACAUACCAGAAGGAGAAGAAAUCAAAGAAUCCACAAAAGCACAUAUCAUUUAAGCAGCGGACAAUUGCUUUUAUGGAACCUUUUACCCUAGAUGUAUUAAUCUCAAAGCGAUUUGUUCAGGCUUCUCUUACUCAUAGAGUGACAUGUAAGCAGGUUGCAGUUUCUGGUACCAACUCCAAGGAUAUUAAAGCUGCUCUCAAAUCCCGAUGUGAUAUACCUGCUUGUUUGGCUGUUGGUAGGAUUUUAGCUGAUCGGGCAAGAGAAGCAGAUGUUUAUACAGCUUCUUACACCCCAAGGGCUAGAGACAAAUUUGAAGGGAAGAUUAGAGCGGUUGUGCAGUCUCUCAUUGAUAAUGGCAUCGAUGUCAAAGUCUAUCUAGACUGAUUGUAUACAGUGUUAUCAAAUCUUAGUGGCUGAUUGUAUACAGUAUAAGACUUAAUGGCUGUUUUUUUGUUACUUAGCCUUGGAUUGUGGUUGGCUA